Radiomyces spectabilis is the source of this 1349-nucleotide messenger RNA. RefSeq lists its product as uncharacterized. The transcript has 5 exons. NCBI's taxonomy places the organism in Eukaryota, Fungi, Mucoromycota, Mucoromycetes, Mucorales, Radiomycetaceae. The record is from RefSeq and is a predicted model, not a curated record. Bases 39 to 1349 code for a protein of 436 amino acids. Gene Ontology annotation, cellular component: membrane.
GUUUUUUUUGAGGUUUUUGCUAUUUCUUCGUCAGUAUCAUGACGUUACCACCUCCGACGCCACCUUAUCCCUCCGAAAAGAGGAACAAAUUUGGGUUCCCUCACUCUUAUUGGAGACGACGAGGAAGCAUUAGCACCAGCAGUAGUACCGACGUAUCAGAAUCCGUUAAUAAUGGGUCUGUUGUGGAUCACAAAACUUUUACACCUAGAACGUACCCUCAAGCGUGGCUGGCCCUUUUUCUGCUUGUCCUUCUCCGCAUUGCCGUUUCCGUCUUUCAGUUCACAUUUAGCGUCAUACCCUCGUUAACUGGCCAAUUCCUGGGCGUAUCACUCACAGCUGUCAAUUGGCUCGCCAAUGUCCAGGGAUUGGCCUACGUCUUUCUCAGCUUUUUCACCGGCUGGAUCUUUGAACGACUAGGUGUCAAACGAUCGGUAAGUCUUGCAAAUGAGGGCUUUUGUUCCAAUGAGAAGAAAAUAUUAAUUACCUCCAAUUAUGGUGCCAUUCUGCUUUACAUUGUGUUGAUCAUUGCAGCGGUUGCUUUUGUCCCAUUAUUAUUUAUGCCUGCGCAACCGCCCACACCGCCGUCGAGAGUACAAGAUCACAAGAAACCGGCUUUUAUCGAAGGAUUGUGCAUCCUCAGUCGAAAUUACAAUUUCUGGAUUCUGUUUCUUAUUCAUGGGUUCAAUGUCGGCCUCAGUAUUGCGUUUGGCACAAUAUUCACUCAAGUGGUGGCGCCGUAUGGUUACUCCGAUGCUCAAGCCGGUCAAUUAAAUGCCAUUGCUUUUUUUGCAGGCACUUUAGGAUGUUCGGUGGCGGGUCCUGUGUUGGACAUGACCAAACAGCAUAAGUUGUUCUUGCGUCUUAUUUCACCAAUGGUGCUUGUCACGGAUCUUGGCUUUAUCUUUAUUAGUAAGCAAAAAAGGCAUACCAUGCUUUCCAUUUGCACACACUCACUUUCUUCAACGUAUCCUGUGGCAGAAGCAACCACCAGUUCUAUCUUAUGGCAAGGCGCGCAAAUCUUUGGUUUUUUGGCUCUGCUGAUCAUGGACGCGGUCCGCGAUCCGCAGGGAAACCCGCCCAAUACAAUGUACAAUGCCUUGAUCUUCCAAGCGGCGGUGGCAGGCCUGAUCAUGAUCCUAUCAUUCUUAUUCCGGGGGAAAAUGGCUCGUACCGAAGCCAUCCAAUUGGCUCAGCAAAAAGUCAAUGGUCAAGAGAAACCGCCCGUACCACCGCUGAUAGCGGGAAUCAAUGCAGCUUACAUGCCUUCCGCUGAGACCGUAAUCGGGAUCAAACUAUCCGACCCACCUGUCCCCUCAAGUAAAAGUAGCCUUGAAACGGACGAUCGAUAA